AUUCCUCCCACAAAUGCUUUGUCCUUUCAGGAAGUACGCAUACUUAAGGCAUUGGUUUUGGGCGAAGAAGAGCGUGGUCAAAAUCUCUAUCAGGUCAUGUGUUUUGUAACGAAAUUCCAAAAAGGUGAUUUUAUAUCAUCCGAUGCUAUGGCCAAACUACGACAAAAGAAUCCCAGUACAAUACGAACGCCCGAAGAGGAUAAAGGCAAGGAAACAUUUACAAUGACCUCAUGGGUGCAUCUCAAUCGUUCACAGCCAAUAACAAGACAUUUGAUGAGUGUGUGUGGUGAGGCGGUAGAUGCAACAUAUGUAAGAGAUGUCGAUUUAAAGGCAUGGUCAGAGUUGCCAGGCUCCUCUAUUUCAAGUCUCGAAGCAGCCACCGAAAAAUUUCCCGAUACCUUAUCGUCACGUUGCAACGAAGUCAGCAGCCUAUGGGCACCCUGCAUUUGUACCUUGGAAACAUGUAUCGGUUGGUAUCCCUGUGGCCUCAAAUACUGCAAAGGUAAGACGGCCGGUGAUUCAUCGGCUGCUGCUGCAGCACAAACAAACUAUCGUUGUGGCAUUAAGACUUGUCGUAAAUGUUCACAAUUCUCAUAUUAUGUACGACAAAAACAGCAAUGUUUAUGGGAUGAAUGACGAGAACUGCAACAAAUGACCCCAUUAUUACAAAUAACAAUAAUAAGAACAAUUCGAAUAAUUACAACAACUAUGACUACAAUUCAUAUUCUAAAUUCUAAUUAUACACCAAUUAAUAUUAUUAUAAUGAUUAUUAUCUUAUGCUCAUUGUACAAAAUUCAAAAGACAAUAAAAAUGAUGAUGAUGUCGAUGUCGAUGUUGUUGAUGUGGGAUUUUCGCAAUAAUCUCCUACACUCAAGUAGUAUUCUAAUUCAAACGAAAAUACUUAAUGUUAAAAUUAAUCGACAUUGUUAUCAUAUCCCCAUAA
This is a messenger RNA of Lucilia cuprina (Australian sheep blowfly), 943 nucleotides long. It is a transcript of the gene oaf, whose product is annotated as out at first protein. The record is from RefSeq and is a predicted model, not a curated record. The transcript has 2 exons. Lineage: Eukaryota; Metazoa; Arthropoda; Insecta; Diptera; Calliphoridae. The annotation marks the transcript as partial.